Molecule: messenger RNA, 3775 nt
Organism: Oncorhynchus kisutch (coho salmon)
Lineage: Eukaryota; Metazoa; Chordata; Actinopteri; Salmoniformes; Salmonidae
Product: neuroepithelial cell-transforming gene 1 protein
Exons: 10
Coding region: 107-1957 (616 amino acids)
Biological process (GO): positive regulation of Rho protein signal transduction; intracellular signal transduction
Molecular function (GO): guanyl-nucleotide exchange factor activity
Source: RefSeq, a predicted model, not a curated record
CAUAUUCAAAGAAUUUCAAACAUCUGUCUACUGUUCUUGUUAUUUUUAAAUAAAUAGUUAGCUAUUAUUCUAACCUUCAACAUAGAUUUCUGGUUCUGCAAUUCAAAUGGAGGAAACCAAUGAAGCACAGGUCCAAAGUUCGAUACCAGAGAAACAGAAUGACAGACCGACGAGAAAGGCAAACAAGAAGAGGAAGUUCUCCGUCGAUGAUGAGACGUCCGGCGAGAGCAAUAACAAUACCAAAUCAAGGCCUGGACUGAGAAGAGGGAGCUCCUUCACCUUCCUCACCCCUGGACCUCAAUGGGACUUCAGUCGGAAGCGGAAGAUCAGAGAGAAGGAUGACUCUGAUGCAGUCAGCCUGUGCAGCUUUGACUUCAAGGAACCCAGCAACAAGCGUGUCCGUCCUCUCAGCAGGGUGAGCUCGCUGGCUAACCUCAUCUCCCCCGUGAGGAAUGGGGCCGUCCGGCGCUUCGGCCAGACCAUCCAGUCCAUGUCCUUCCGGGGCGAUGGCAGUGGUGGCAAGACGCCGGGCGUGCCCCAGAAGCCAUGCAGUAAGGCGGCGGCGCCCACGCCGCCCAAGAGACGCAACAGCACGCUGUGGUCAGAGACCUUAGACGUCCACCAGAAGGGCACCUUCUCCACCAAGGAGAUCAAGAGACAGGAGGCCAUAUUUGAGUUGACUCGCGGAGAACAGGACCUGAUUGAGGACCUCCAGCUCGCACGCAAGGCGUACCACGACCCCAUGCUGAAGCUGAGUAUCAUGUCGGAGGAGGAGCUGAGCCAUAUCUUCGGGGACCUGGAUGCCUACAUCCCCCUCCACGAGGACCUGCUGGCCCAGCUGGCCACAGCCACCGGCCCCGACGGCACCGUGGGACAGAUAGGACAAAUUGUCGUCAGCUGGUUGCCAGGGCUGAAUGCAUACCGAGACUACUGCAGUAACCAGGUGGCGGCCAAGGCCCUGUUGGACCAGAAGAAACAGGACCGGAGGGUGCAGGACUUCCUGCAGCGCUGCCUGGAGUCUCCCUUCAGCAGGAAGCUGGACCUGUGGAGCUUCCUUGACAUCCCCCGCUCCCGCCUGUUCAAAUACCCCCUCCUGCUCAAAGAGAUCCUCAAACACACGGCGCCCGAGCACCCUGACACGCCCCACCUGGAGCUAGCGAUCACCAUCAUCCAGGAUGUGUUGUCUGACAUCAACAUGAAGAAGGGUGAGUCAGAGAGCCAGUACUACAUAGACAAGCUGGAGUAUCUGGACGACAGGCAAAGAGACCCGCGCAUCGACCAGUGCAAGAGUCUGUUGUGUCACGGCGAGCUACGCAACAAGAGCGGAACAAAGCUGCAUGUGUUCCUGUUCACAGAGCUGUUGGUGAUGACCCGGCCUGUGACGCGGAACGAGCACCACUGUUUCCAGGUGUACCGGCAGCCAAUCCCGGUGCAGGACCUGGUGCUGGAGGACCUGCAGGAUGGAGACGUCAAAAUGGGUGGCUCCUUCAGAGGAGCAUUCAGUAACUCAGACAAAGCCAAGAACAUCUUCCGUGUGCGUUUCCAUGACCCGUCUCAGGGCCAGUCCCACACGCUGCAGGUCAACGACGUCUUCCACAAGCAGCAGUGGCUCAACUGCCUGCGCAGCGCCAUCUCCGUCCACCACCCCGCCGACGUCACCACGUCCGCUUCCUCCCCGGCAGCCGACGCCCACUCUAAGCGGCGCUCCUCCAAAAUCUCCUCCAUCAUCCACACGGAGGAGGCCGACGAGAACUGCCCUUUGACGCCCGUAGGUGCAACGUCCGCCUCCAGUUCGCUAUGCGGGGACGAGACCCCCAGUCCCACCUCAUCGUCUCCCUCCUCCCGCUCCUCAUCCUCCUCUUCCUCACCACUAUCCUCCCCGUCGCCCAAACACAAAACCAAAAAGGACAAGCGCUCCCUCAGUGCUUUAGGGAAGAGGAAGGAGACCAUGGUGUAAUUAGAGGGGAGAAAACGGACUCCUUGGCGAGCGGACAAUAUGUUUGUACAUAAGGAGGGGGGAGCAGAGUGGGGGGGGGGGGGGGGGGGGGCUGGGUGUUCCCUCCCCGUGGGACUUUUUAUUUAUGUGUCUGUGUGUUUUAUUAUUACAACAGUAUUUUGUGUUACUGUCCCCAUUGGCAGCUAUUUACUUUACUCUUCCAUCCCUACACUGUUUGGUUUUGUCCACAAAGGGGCUAAGUGCAUACCAUUCAGUAUUCUGGAGAGGCCUGCUUGUCUUUCAGUAAUUAGAGAGAAGUUGUGCAUAUUGUCCUGUUUACUGUUAGAAUGUUUGUUUUUUUACUCCCUUUUUUUUCAAUCUGAACUUACUUGUAGCUCUGUUUAUGGCGCAGUGGUUAAGGGCGCUGUACUGCAGCGCCAGCUGUGCCAUCAGAGACUCUGGGUUCGCGCCCAGGCUCUGUCAUAACAGGCCGCGACCGGGAGGUCCGUGGGGCGACGCACAAUUGGCCUUGCGUCGUCCGGGUUAGGAAGGGCUUGGCCGGUAGGGAUGUCCUUGUCUCAUCGCGCACCAGCGACUCCUGUGACAGGCCGGGCGCAGUGCGCGCUAACCAAGGUUGCCAGGUGCACGGUGUAUCCUCCGACACAUUGGUGCGGCUGGCUUCCAAGUUGGAUGCGCGCUGUGUUAAGAAGCAGUGCGGCUAGUUGGGUUGUGUAUCGGAGGACGCAUGACUUUCAACCUUCGUCUCUCCCGAGCCCGUACGGGAGUUGUAGCGAUGAGACAAGAUAGUAGCUACUAAAAACAAUUUGAUACCACAAAAUUGGGGAGAAAAAGGGGUAAAAAAUUUUUUUUAAACAGCACUGUUUCUAGCUUUUAGCUGAAGUUAUUUAACACCUUUUGGGGAUGUGAGGUGGAUAGAAGGGAAGAGUUCCCACAAUAGAUGAGAUGUAUACGAAACUGAAAACUAAACAAUUUGAUAAGUCUGAUUCGAAGGUGUACUGGAGGACGGGUCUUAUUUUUGUACAUUCCUAAUAACAGAUAUUUUUUUAUGUUCUGGACACCUUUUUGCAUCUACUGCAGUUGAUGGCAUUCAUUUUAAUCAAAUUGCAUUUUAAUGGGGAAAAAAACAUAUCAAAUGAGAUUUUGUUUUACUACAAUGUAAAAACAAUUUAAACUGAGCCAUGUUGGUUUAAAAAGCUGACUCUUCCGAAUGAAAAUCUAUCACUCAAUGUAGCAAUCUUGCAUGGAGCUUUAGUUUUUGACACGGCCACUACCCAGCCACGGUAGUGGCAGGAGCAUGUACAUAUUUGUCUGAUGGGUUGGGAUCUACUGAGGAGAUGACUUAUAGCUGAAAGAAACCACAAAGAUGAGUUGAGAAAAGAAAAAGAGUAUGUUAGAAGAAGAUUUAAGAGAUGUGGGGGAAAAAAAGAUGGAAAUGUUGAACGUGUUUGAACUGAGAAGUUGGGGUUUUUGUUUUCAAGGUGUGUGUAGCCACUAGCCACGCAAUGAUGGAGCUCCGAGUGAGUUGGGAUGUGGUGCCUUGUCCAAAAUGGAGGUUAGAGGCACUGGUCAAAAAGCCAGUGAGAAAAAUUUAAAGAAAGACUAUGUAUGUUUGAGGGUGAAAACAGAUGAAGGUGUUGUGAAAGUGUUUUGUAGAAGGAAAAUGAGUGUAGAGGGUUUGACUGUUUGAAAAGGGGAUGGUUAAGAACUGUACUGAAAAGUGAAGAGCUAGUAAAUGGCUGUGAUAUGAUUGCCAUGGCCUGUAUGUAUGUGAUGUAAAAGCAUCACAAAAAUCUAUAAUAAAGAUCUGUGUAAGAGUUC